Microdochium trichocladiopsis is the source of this 1674-nucleotide messenger RNA. Its product is annotated as PLC-like phosphodiesterase. The record is from RefSeq and is a predicted model, not a curated record. Gene Ontology annotation, molecular function: phosphoric diester hydrolase activity. The transcript is spliced from 5 exons. NCBI's taxonomy places the organism in Eukaryota, Fungi, Ascomycota, Sordariomycetes, Xylariales, Microdochiaceae. Gene Ontology annotation, cellular component: cytosol. Gene Ontology annotation, biological process: lipid metabolic process. Bases 1 to 1674 code for a protein of 557 amino acids.
AUGCGUGGCUCUCAGCUACACUCAUUGCUGGCCAUAGCAGCCACGAUCCUUCUUGGUCCCAACACAGCAGCCACAUCGGCGACAUCCGCAGUCAAUGCCAGGAACAGUAGUAACAGCAUAUCAGCCACUGCCAGACGCGCCGCAACAACAUGCAACGGCUCACCAACAUUAUGUGACCGGCGGUACGACUCGGUGACACACCUGGGUGCGCACAACUCGGCGUUUGUUCGUGAUGCCAGCACCAACAACUCGAUAGCCGGGAACCAGUACUUCCCUGCCACGAGAGCCCUGGACGACGGGGUCCGGCUGCUGCAGGCGCAGACGCACGAUCUAAAGGGGGUCAUCGAGCUUUGCCACUCGUCGUGCGAUCUGCUCGACGCCGGGUCCUUGGAAACUUGGCUGGCGGGGAUCAAGACCUGGCUGGACGGGCAUCCGGAUGAGGUCAUCACGAUACUGCUCGUCAACGGCGGCGGCGGGCACGACGCGGCCGAGUUUGGGAGGGUGUUUGAGGCUGCCGGGCUGGAUGCAUACGGCCAUGUCCCGCCGCCACAGCCGGCGACAACGGCGGCAGCAACAACGGCGUGGCCGACACUGGGGAGCAUGAUUGCCGCCGACAAGCGGCUCGUCGUCUUCAUCGAGUCCAUCACCCCCAGCCCGGCGUACCCCUUUUUGUUAUCAGAGUUCGAGUACGUCUUUGAGACGCCCUACGCGGUGACCUCGCCCACGGGGUUCAACUGCACCCUCGACCGUCCUCGCAACCAGGCGGCGGCCUGGUGGUCCGCAUCGCCCAGCACGGCAUUACAGGCGGGCAAGCUGCCCCUGAUGAACCACUUCCGGUACAACACGAUCGACACCGGGUCCGGGGCCGGUGGUCUCGGCACGAUUAUGUUCCCGGCGAGCGAGGACGUCGCCGUGACGAAUAGCCCGGAUGUGGGUAGGGGCCAGGAGGGCUCGCUGGGCGCGCACGCGGAUAUGUGCGUGGGUGCGUGGGCGGGAAGGGCGCCGACUUUUGUGCUGGUGGACUUUUAUAGCGAGGGUCCUGCUAUCGAGACGGCGGAUCGGUUGAAUGGCGUUGCGAGCAGUAGUAGUAAUGGUGGUGGUGGUAGCAGCGGGCCACAAUCAUCGCCGGCAACACCAUCACCUUCGGCUUCGACGACGACGACGACAUUGACAGGCAAUGGCAGUGGCGGGGGCGGCGGUCUAGACCGGGAUAACGGCGUGGCGUUUGGGCUGGUCGUGUUUCUUACGUUCCACAUCCUCCCACCGGCAAGACAACGCGCGCAAGAUUCCAAGAUGUCAGCAGCCGAUAGCACCACCACCAAUGCAGAAGGCUCGCCGUACAAUGACGUCCCCGUGCCGGAGCGAUGCUACGCCGACUUCUGCCUCGUCCCGGUCGGAACCGGCAACGUCUCCGUGGCAGAAGAGGUCGCCGAGGUUCAGCGCCUGCUCAGGGCGAGCGGGCUGACCUGCACAAUGCACUCGGCGGGCACGACGCUAGAGGGGUCAUGGUCCCAGGUCUUCCACGUCAUCGGCCAGGCGCACACGCUCGUCCACAGAAAGGGCGUGCUUCGCGUGCAGACCUCGAUGCGCGUCGGGACGAGAACCGACAAGACCCAGACCGCGCAGGACAAAGUCAGGCGCGUCGAGGACAUUCUCUCCGCGGACAGCAAGUAA